AUGAAUUUGUCCAUACUUGCUCUUGCCGCGGUUGCUUCGGCCCUGCAGAUUUUACCUCCAAUUGAGUGGGAUCAGCAGGACUCAUAUUCGGACGCGAAGCGUGGAUUUUCUCUCAAAAAAGCCGACCAUAUUAUCUAUCUUCAGGAUGAUCUUGCUCACUGGCGGGAUCAAAAUGGCCUUACUUUGAUUCCACCGUCAGGGUUGGAGUUUGCCCGCACGCUCCGUAAGGAUCUUGAAGAGAUCACCAACUCUUCGUGGCAGAUUCGAACGGUCAAAGAACCACCAAAACAAGCAUUGGGAGUGUUUCUCAGUCGCUCCAAGACGCCAUCUGAUUUCACAUAUGAAGAUGGAACGGUGACAGAGGAAGGUUAUGAAUUGAUUGUCGAACACAACCGCGUUUCGAUCCAGGGAUCGGGCGCGCGAGGAAUGUGGUGGGGGACACGAACGCUGUUGCAACAACUCAUGUUAAGCCCUCAUGCCACUAUUCCAGCCGGUCGCGUCAAGGAUGCGCCAGCCUAUGCGACGAGAGGAUUCAUGCUUGACGCAGGGCGAAAAUGGUACUCCUUAGACUAUCUCAAGGACCUCUGUACCUACGCCUCGUUCUUCAAACUCUCCGAGUUUCACUACCACGCGACCGACAAUUAUCCGCUCAGCCGAGGCCCAAAUGUGGCGUGGAAUGAAGUACACUCCCAAUUUUCGCUUCGACCAGACAAUCCGGACCUUCUGCCUCUUGUACAACGAGAAAAUGAAACUUUGUCGCGUGCCGACUUCGACGACUUUCAAAGUCACUGUGCUGCCCGGGGAGUGACGGUGAUUCCCGAGAUCGAAAGCCCAGGUCAUUGCCUUUCCAUCACAAAAUGGAGACCAGACUUGGCUUUAAAGUCGCGCGAUCUUCUGAAUAUCUCCCAUCCUGAUACUGUACCCCUAGUGAAAUCUAUUUGGUCGGAGUUCCUGCCUUGGUUCCACACAAAAGAGGUGCAUAUCGGUGCUGAUGAGUAUGACUUGACCUUGGCGAAUGACUACAUUGCGUUUGUGAAUGAAAUGUCUCAAUUUGUCCGUGAGACUUCUGGAAAGCUGAUUCGCAUCUGGGGCACUUAUGAGCCGUCCGAGAUGCUGUCAAUCGAUAAGAACAUCACGAUCCAACACUGGCAGUACGGGCAAUCGGACCCAGUGCAGCUCGCCCGGGAUGGCUAUCAAGUUAUCAAUUCCGAGGAUUGGUGGGCUUACAUGUCUCUGAAGAACAAUCAUGUUCCUAUAUCCCCGGCGCCUUAUCCGCAAUUUUUCAACAAUGCCCGAGUACUAAAUUUUGCCGAUAAGGAGGGGUGGCAGUGGACUCCGCAACUGUUCAACCCCGUCAACAUAACAGAACAGCCUGAGCAGAAGGCGGUUCGCGGGGCGAUCCUUGCUGCUUGGAACGACAACGGACCGGACGCAACUACUCAAUUGGAGUCUUAUUAUGCUAUUCGAAAUGGGAUUCCUGUGGUUGCGUCUCGCACAUGGACCGGCAGCCGAGGGCCACGACUAGAUGAAGCAGGCCUCGAAGACGCAAUUGAGAUCCUAACUUCCAACGCAGUAGGAGAGAAUCUUGACAGAAAAAUUUCAAGGAAGAAGAAUACGCGGGAUCCUUUGAUCUCGUGGAACAAACCACGCACAAAUAAUGCACGCGACCAGAUUACCCUGGGAUACGGAAGCAAAGGAAUGAACUAUACUUUGCAACUUAGUGUCGAGGGUCCCUUCUCCCUCGAAUCAAACGACACAAUUCUUUCCCUUUCCGAGACUGGUCAAUUGACCUUCACUGCGGACGGCUGGCCAUAUCCCCUUCUUUCCGUUGCCGAAGGAGAUGGGUUCCACUCAGAUGCCAUUGGAAGGAUUUGGGCCAACGCUACUAGCUCGACCCAUGAAGUUGUGCAGGUACCCCAGAAAUGCGAAAUUACUAUCACAUCGGACACAUUUACUGGAAGCCGGGUGUGGGUGAAUGAUCAAUUUGUGGGGCGGUUCGAAGUAUUUGUGUACGGUGGAAAGAAUCGGGUCUUCUCCUGGAGCCAGAUGGCCUUUGUGGCACCGUUAGAAGUGCUUAGAGGAACAGGACUUGAAAGGAUAGUAUUAUACUGA
Penicillium subrubescens is the source of this 2112-nucleotide messenger RNA. RefSeq names its product beta-N-acetylhexosaminidase. Gene Ontology annotation, biological process: carbohydrate metabolic process. The record is from RefSeq and is a predicted model, not a curated record. Bases 1 to 2112 code for a protein of 703 amino acids. Lineage: Eukaryota; Fungi; Ascomycota; Eurotiomycetes; Eurotiales; Aspergillaceae. Gene Ontology annotation, molecular function: beta-N-acetylhexosaminidase activity. The transcript has a single exon.